AUGCAAAUAUUGCAGGCAAUUUUAUUUACAACAAGAACAAUAUUCCUAAUCUAUGAUCUUUUACAUGCAAUCAUCAAUAAAGUAAUACUAUAUGAUCGUUUAGGACGUUUGUUUGGUUCAUCAUCAUCAACAACAUUAUCGGAAAAAAUCUAUACAAUUAGUUUGUUUAUGAUUGCAAUGUUUCUCAUUUUGAUGAUUGUUUUUACAUUUGUUUAUAAUUAUCUAUUGGUACAUGAAAAUUUCCCCGCAUCAGCUUUUGAAAUUAUUGGCCUAAUUUAUCUGUUAACAUUAAUAAGACAUAAACAAUUUGUACGUUUAGAAAAACAAAUGGAACAACAAAGACGUUUAUCACAAAUGUUUGAUAUGCGUCGACGAAAACAUGGUCGUCAUCAACAUUUAAAAACACCACAAUCACCUUGUGGAUCACCAGGUUCACAAAUGAUGUUACCACAUCAAAGACGUUAUGCUGGACAACAACAACAACAACAAUUAUCACCAAUGGUAACAACAAGUCCACCAUCAAUUAUUAUAUCCGGAACUGAUGAUGAUAAUGAUAAUGAUAAUGAGAGUGGUAAAAGUGUUGAUGAUAAUCAUGAAGAUUAUCAAAGUCAAAACGAUUUAAAUCAAUUAAAAAUUGAUGAAAAACCGGAAGCAGAACAGCAGCAUCGUUCAAAGAUUAAAGAUGAUAACAGCAGCAAACAAUUCGGUAGUUUAUUAAGUGUUGUUGAACAAUUUACUGAUGAUUUACAUCAGCAUAAUCAUCAUCAUGGUCGACGUCGACGACGAAGACGACAUCGUUCACGUGAAUUAUCACCGGAUAUUGAUCGUAAUGAUCAUCAAUUGCGUCGACGUAAAUCGAAUGAUGAUUCAACAUUCGAUUUUGAACAUUAA
Dermatophagoides pteronyssinus (European house dust mite) is the source of this 891-nucleotide messenger RNA. RefSeq lists its product as uncharacterized. The record is from RefSeq and is a predicted model, not a curated record. NCBI's taxonomy places the organism in Eukaryota, Metazoa, Arthropoda, Arachnida, Sarcoptiformes, Pyroglyphidae.